Messenger RNA from Papilio machaon (common yellow swallowtail), 1381 nucleotides. RefSeq names its product 23 kDa integral membrane protein. Lineage: Eukaryota; Metazoa; Arthropoda; Insecta; Lepidoptera; Papilionidae. Gene Ontology annotation, biological process: protein localization to plasma membrane; protein maturation. The transcript is spliced from 5 exons. The coding region runs from base 457 to 1269 and encodes 270 amino acids. Gene Ontology annotation, cellular component: membrane. The record is from RefSeq and is a predicted model, not a curated record.
AGUAUUGCAGUGAAAAAGUCACAAAGUAUGACGUAAGUUUAGUAAAGAGAGCGUUUAAAAUAGAUUUGUCAAAGUUAUAUAUAACACCAGCGCCUACGCCUAAAGUGUCAAAGAAAAUAAAAUCAUAUGGUGAUAUGGUUUGGUAAAAAAUGAGGUUAGAUUGCAUGAUACUGUAUAUAACAAGUUUAUCGCAAUGAUAAACUGAUAAGUGACUGCACACAUCAAGCCGGAUUAAUCAUUUACAAGAAAUAACGAUUGUAUCGUCCACUUAAAAAAACAUUUUAGUACAAUUCGCUUAAGAUUAUGAUGAACGUAUUGAUGCCGGUUGUUUAAUUGUGCCCGCGCCGCCGCUGCAGUUACGCGGACGCAGCGAAAUACAAACAUUCCCUGAGGUGGAACGACCUGCCUUUGUUUUGAGACGAGUUUCAAACUUUACUUGACAUGUGAACACAGAAAAUGGCUCUGUCCUCGAAUUGUUGGAAAUAUCUUGUAUUAACCUUCAAUGUUUUAUUCGCUAUGUCGGCAGUGGCGCUAUUUGGAGUUAGUGGAUUUCUCGUAUAUCGCCUGUUUAUUUACCGGCAUUUUAUCCCAAUAAAUGUAGAGUAUCCAGCAAUAUUGCUAUUGAUGAUGGCAAUCAUUACAUGUUCUGUAGCAUGGAUUGGAUGGCGGUCUGCAAAAUCUAUGCAUCAGUUUCACGUCGUUAUGGCUGGCCUCUUGAUCGUUAUUGUGGUAGUCAUUGAGUUUUCCUGCUUCGUUUGGGCGAUGGUUGUGUGGGACAACGCAGAAAUCGAGAUAAGGAGCACCAUGACUAACUACUUUAUGCUUACCAGUAAAAUUGAGGACCCUAAUUCUGUGGAUUCGUUACGAUGGGAUAAAUUACAAGUCCAGUUCGAAUGUUGCGGCAUCAGUGGUCCUGGGGACUACUCGGCAUCUAAACAUGUGCCGUUCUCUUGCUGCGGCCAGGGUCCGUUGGACUCGCUACACAAGCCCUACACAGCAGAUUGUACAACGCUCUACCAGCGCGGUUGCGGGAAGCAAUUACACCAGUAUACCAAGGAUCAACUAUUGCUGGUCGCUAUGACAGCGCUCACGGCUUCCAUAUUGCAGAGCACUGGUGUCUUCUGUACGUUUUUUCUCGCGCACGCCAUUUUGGCGCGGCGUCGGGCGUCAAUAAGGCAUUCUGUUUCAGUGAGGGAAGCUACUUUCUCCGCUCCAGAUGAUUCCUUAUUAGCGCCUACAGCACCUGCACCUACCUUGCCCAAGUAUUAAAGUGAUUGUGACGUUCUAGAUGUUUCUAGAUAAUCGCAAAUAAACGGUUAAAUUACGACCGUCCAUAGGAUUUUAUCCUUACUUGCCAAAUUUUAUAUUUGUGUAUUUUAGU